Molecule: messenger RNA, 612 nt
Organism: Talaromyces amestolkiae
Lineage: Eukaryota; Fungi; Ascomycota; Eurotiomycetes; Eurotiales; Trichocomaceae
Exons: 2
Coding region: 1-612 (203 amino acids)
Biological process (GO): protein dephosphorylation
Cellular component (GO): cytoplasm
Molecular function (GO): acid phosphatase activity; non-membrane spanning protein tyrosine phosphatase activity
Source: RefSeq, a predicted model, not a curated record
AUGUCGAACGACCAGGCUCCUGCGCCUGUAUCGGUACUUUUCGUCUGUUUGGGAAAUAUUUGCCGCUCUACCAUGGCCGAGGGCGUCUUUCGAUCCCUAUGUUCCUCAUCACAGCAAUACAGCGAUCUGAUCGACGAAAUCGACUCCUCGGGCACGGGCGCAUACCACGCAAGCGAUUCUCCCGAUUACCGCACAAUGGCUACUCUGAAACAGCACGGCAUCACGAAUUACAAUCACUCUGCUAGGAAGAUUACAAAGGACGACUUUCGGAAAUUCGACUAUAUACUCGCCAUGGACGAGUACAAUCUCAAAGACCUGUUACGGCUACGCGAUAGCAUCAUCGGCGCACAGUCAGGAAGGACGAAGGGUCGUACGAAUAACACGCGAUCAACGACCAACGCUACAGAGGACACAGUAACAGCACAAAUUGCAGAAGUACGACUAUUUGGGGACUUCAAUCCUGACGGUACUGUCAACAAGAAGGUCGGCGGAGGUCAAGAGAUUGAAGACCCGUAUUAUGGAGGAAUCAACGGCUUCGAGAUCGCGUAUGAUCGAGCGUUGAGGUUUUCGAAGGGAUUCUUGGCGUACUUGGAGAAGAAACGGGAGCAGUGA